Molecule: messenger RNA, 1177 nt
Organism: Alnus glutinosa
Lineage: Eukaryota; Viridiplantae; Streptophyta; Magnoliopsida; Fagales; Betulaceae
Product: ERBB-3 BINDING PROTEIN 1-like
Exons: 3
Coding region: 146-667 (173 amino acids)
Source: RefSeq, a predicted model, not a curated record
UUCCAUUCUUGUUCUAUCUUUUCUUAAUCAAAAUUUAGUGAUUAUUGUUACUAUAUUUUUGUUAGGAAAAGUGAAUUCCUAUCUUCUCCUUUCAAUCAAUUUUCUCACUAAAUCUUGGUUCUUUGGCAGAACAAAGAUGUAACUGAUGCAAUUCAGAAGGUUGCUGCUGCUUAUGACUGCAAAAUUGUUGAAGGUGUUCUUAGCCAUCAGAAAUUUCCUAUCAUGCCAUUCACAGCUAGGUGUGUUGUGCCUUCACAGAAUUUUUAAAACAUUUUGUCUUUUGCCAUCUACACUUCAACCUUUCAUAGUGAAUGUUGAGUUUCUUUACAACUGGGCUUUGGACGAGAAGAGGGCUCGGCUGGGUUUGGUGGAAUGUGUUAAUCAUGAACUCUUGCAGCCGUAUCCUGUUCUUCAUGAGAAGCCGGGUGAUUAUGUUGCUCACACCAAAUUCACAGUUUUGCUAAUGCCAAAUGGAUCGGAUAGAGUCACAUCUCAUCCUCUGCAGGAGCUGCAACCCACAAAGACAAUAGAUGAUCCUGAAAUCGAGGCCUGGUUAGCCUUGGGCACGAAGACAAAGAAGAAAGUUAAAAAGGGUGACAAAGCUGAGAAGUCAACAGAAGCUGAGCCUAUGGAUGCAACAACAAAUGGUGCCACUUCCCAAGAUUGAGUCUUUUGUUUUUCUGUUUCAUUUUUCAACCCCCUCGUCAAUUUUGUUCAAUCCAUUGUAUCAGGUUGGAUUUAGUUGGUUUAUUAUAGUGUUUAGACGUUAAUCCUAAUCAUGUUUCUUGCAUAUACGCCAUUUUAUGUAUUUUUUAAGGAGGAAUGCUAGGCAUCCAAACACUUGUUUCCAGAAUUUAGUUCCAAACUGAUGUGUCGCAAUCCCAUGAGAUCUAUCAUUUUGGAAAGUGUGUGUCACAAUCCCAUAGGAUUGUGACACAUUAGUUUGGAACUAAAUUCUGAAAAAAAGUGUUGGGAUGUCUAGCAUUUCUCUUUUUUAAGCACUCUUGGUUUCUCUGAAAAUUUAAAAGCGUAGAAUCUAGCUUCGAUCAACAUUCUGGCAUGCUGUGGGACAAUUGCUUACUAGAAGUGAUAAUCGAGGCAUAGUGUUGUUUUAAAAACAAAUUGUAACGGCUCUAUCAUCAAAUUGUAUAUGUUGAAGUCGGUUUUUAUUUUGUAU